AUGUUGGAUAUUGGCAAUUAUUUGCACAUCUUGAAUCAUCUUGGCCCAUGGCAAACAUGGGGGGUAGACACGUGGCCCAUUGUCGCAGGCGGAAUACUGCACUCUGGUGGUGAAGAGUCGUUCUGUCCAGCUGCAAGAGCACGAGCAGGCUGCUGCGACUCCGCGCCACCUGCGACGGACCUGCGCUGCCACGCCGCACGGGAGCGACUCCAGGCACAGGGUGAAGCCAGCGCAGACCCUGGCCGCUGGAGCUUCUGGGGACGGACUAAGGUUCUCUCUGUGCCAUCUUCGCCUUCACUGGCGGCACUGGAAACUCCUGCGGUGGAGGAUGAAAUGUUGGAGGGUCAAAGUGGGACAUAUGAAGCAGUGCAAAGAGAGGAUGUAGAGAGAGAGGACUUGGCUUUUAAGUACAGACCUUCGGUGGGGAGUUGGCUUAUGCCAAGGCCUUGCCGAAUCCCAUGGCCGGAUGCUUAAGGCCAGCCAUGGCCACAUGUAAAUCAAGGCUUCGAAGAAGAGCCGGACAUGCCAGUGGAAGUUGCGGCACACAAGCCAAUGAGGUGGACGAGGUGGAUGAAGUGGCAGAGAUGGAAGGUGAGAGCUCGGCUCCCCACUUUGUGAAGCCAAGGAUGACUUUCGUUUCAUGCCAUCUGUGGGAACUUGGCGUCAGCCCAGGCGGGGUGUGAAAAACAGCGAGACUAGAGCCGGCGUUAUCUCCCGAUGAAACAAAUCCGAGAGAAGGGACCGAAGAUUGAAUUAGAUGAUAUUAGAUGAACAAAAAUCCAAAAUCAGCAUGUGACACGACAAGAGCAAUGCAGCGAUGCACGACAGCAGUCCUCUUUGGAGCAUGAGUUGGCAAGCCAACUACAUCUCGAAUCCUGAAUUCAGUGCCUUCCCACUGUGUGUCCAAAAACAACGCAAAGAAUAUCAGCGGUCUUGAGAUUUUCGGAAGCAAUUGGAAAGCAACUGGAAAGCAGGAAGGUUCCGUCAUGUUCCGUCAGUCUGGUUUUGCUGUCAACAGCUUUAUCUGCAAGAUACGAAGAGUACCCUCCUCCAGAGAUGCCAUGCCAGCUUGGAGGUCCAAGGUUCCUAAUGC
This is a messenger RNA of Cladocopium goreaui, 1093 nucleotides long. The record is from the annotation of a GenBank genome assembly. NCBI's taxonomy places the organism in Eukaryota, Dinophyceae, Suessiales, Symbiodiniaceae.